AUGUUUAGACAAGUUUUAAUAGUGACUUAUUUGAUAGUAUUCUUUCUAGGAGGAGGAUUGUUUUUUAUUGGAUUUAACGGUGAAAGAAAAAGUUUUGAACAAGGUAACUCUUACAAGGAUGUAAAAUUGUUGGAAAUAGAAUUUUUCAAAAUAGAACCUAUCUAUGACAAAGUUCUGUAUUUUAUUGUAGAUGCACUAAGAGUAGAUUAUUUGAAUAUAGAGACAAAAAGCCCAAGAAAUUAUAUUCACAAUAAAUUAGAGAACUUAAAUGCUUUAAUGAGAAAUGUAGAGUUGAGUAAGCAUCUUCGAUUCUACAACUACAAGGCAGAUUUUCCAACAUUGACAACUUUUAGAGUGAAAUCAAUGAUGUCAGGCGAAAAUCCCGGACUCAUGGAACUCCUCUCAGUCUUAAGACCAAAAAGUAAUGUAGAUUCUUCCACUAUAUUAAGGAAUUUAUAUACUCAUAAUAUGAAAUCUGUAGUUCUUGGAGAUGAUACAUGGAGUCUUUUGUACGAUCAAUUAAUUCACUAUGAAUAUAAAUAUGAAUCAUUAAAUAUUCGGAAUUUUGAUAAUUUGGAUGAUUAUGUGGAAGAAAAGAGCCAUUUGUUUUUAGAUUCUAAUAAUAGUGACUACAAAAAAUACAAUGAUUGGAGAUUCAUGGUGAUGCAUUUCAUUGGAGUCGAUCAUAUUGGGCAUUAUAUUGGUAUUAAUAACCAGUUUAUGAGUAAUAAACUAUCUCAAAUGGAUCAAUUAGCUAAACAAACUUUGCAAAUGCUUCUCAAAAUUGACGAUGAAAAGAAUCUAACUCCUGCAGAAUUUAGUCAAAAAGUUCAAAAAUUUUCCGAAAAUCUUCUAAAAACCAAUCACACUGAUUACACAAAACAUGAAAAAAUUCUUUUUUUGUUCUUUGGUGAUCAUGGUCAGAAUGAAAGUGGCGGGCAUGGUGGCCCAUGCAUUACAGAAACUAGCGCGGGCCUAUUUGCAUUUUCCACUAUUCCUUUUAUAGAACCAAUGGAAAAGAUACCCAAGUGGGAUUUAGGCAUGGAUAAUGAGAAGAGGCCAGAAUCUUUAACCUUUACUGAGAGGAUUAAAGAAAUUAAGGUUUUAAAUCAGAUAGAUAUGGUUCCGUUUGUAUCAUCCGUCUUAGGAAUACCAAUACCAGAAAAUAAUUUGGGCAUAUUUAAUUCAGAUCUUAAAGUUAAUUUGACUGGUACCGAAUAUAAUCAUAAUAAUCAUGUAUAUUCUGAUCAAAAUGGUUUUCAAGAAUAUUUACAGGAAAUGACUUAUGCGAAAAUUAUGCAUAAUAAUGCUCUUCAAAUGUUUAAUAGAUUACUGAAGGUAAUUGAGAGUACCCAAAGGUUAGAAGAUGAUAUCAAAUCAAAGUAUUAUGAGUUUGGAAAUAGUUAUAAUUUUAUUAAAGAUCUUGAUGAGAGGUUGAGGAAAAAUAAAGAGGAGAUAAUAUUUGAUAGUGAAUUUGAAAAACAAAGUAAUUAUACAUCAGAAUUGAAAAUGUUUAAGAAUCAUUAUAAAGUAUCUCGUGAAUUUGCUAGUCUUAUUCAGAGAAAGUUGUUUAAAGAUAGAUCAAAAUUUGACUGGGUAUCAAUUACUCAAGGAUUUAUGAUCAUGAUAGCAUUAUUAGUAUUUGUUUCAGUGAUCAUUAUUCCAACUUUUAAUUUAAGUAUGUCAAAGUUUAUGUUUAAUAACAAAAAAGGAUUUCUAUCUUUAUCUACUGAAUCACCAUCUAAUUAUUCUAAAAAUACCUUACCUAUAAAUUUAAGACCUGGCCCAUUAUUUACAUUUUAUUUGAUAAUAAUAUUAAUAACUUCAACAAUUAAUUUGAUUGGAUUAUACUUAUCAAAUCAGAAAUUGAUGAUACCAGAAAUAGUCAUGAGUAGGAUAAACACAUUUACAUCUGUUUUGAUCACCCUAAUAAUGAUGCACAUACUUUUGAGAUUCCGGUAUGAGAUUAAAUCAUUUUAUUCAAAUAUGUUUACAUUUAAUUUAAGUAGUAAAGAAUUAAGAUGGAACGUUUAUUGGUGUAUAAUGACUUUGCUGUUUUUAUUACAAUUUGGAAGUUAUUCAGCUUCAUUUGCGGAGAAUGAGGGAAAGGUGGUUAAAUUAUUAAUGGUAUCCUAUCAAAUAAUAAUACUAUUUUCUGGAUCAAAAAAUAAUUUGAAAAAGAUAAUAUUACCACUGAUACAGUUAAUAUUAAUACGUUUUACAUUCAUUUUUGAAAAAGAUAAUCAUGAAAUUUUAGAUGGAUUUACUGGUAUAGGAUUAUUAUUAACAUCAAAUACAACAAGAUUACUGAUAUUUAUGAUCUAUUUAUUUCUGCUAUUGCUGGUAUAUAAGAAUAUUUUAAAUAAAUGGAAUAUGUUUCUAAUAUGUAUAGCUCCAAUAUAUAUCUGGUUUAAUUGGGUUAAUAACAAUAAUAUUAUACGUUUAAUUGGUUUAAUAAAUUUAAUAUAUAUAAUAAAUAGCUCAUUAAUAAAAAGAAUAAAAAGGUACCGAAUAAGAUCAAAAGAGUCAAGUAAUAUGAUAAUGGUAAAUAGUAAAUUGGUAAUUAACAGAUGGAUUAGUAAUCAUUUAAUCUUAAUAUUUUUAUUAAAGAACGACUUAAUUAUACCAUAUGCAAUAACUAGUAUAAUACAAUUAAUAUCAAUAGAGAGUUUAAGAUCAGACGGUGAAACUAAAAAAGAUAUUAUGCCGGCAAAGGGGAAUAAAUUAAAAUUGGAUUCAAUACCGGAAUAUGUUGGAUUGUUAGGACUCAAUGAAUUUUAUCCAGAAAUAUCAUAUUUAAUGGUACUAUACUUCCUAACAUCUCAUUUAUUUUCCUUGUCAGCUUUGCUAAAACUUCCAUCAUUGGGAUUUAGGUACCCGAGAAUUAUGGUGAUGGGGAUUUUAUUGUCAAAGUUUCUUUUUGCUGCUUUGGGAAUAAUUAUAUUGAGAGAGAAUAUAAUGGUUUGGCAAAUUUUGUCUCCAAAGCUGAUUUACGAGUUUGUCUUUUGUGUUUCUUUUUCCAUAUAUUCUCUAUUAAUGUAG
Messenger RNA from Cryptosporidium ubiquitum, 3042 nucleotides. RefSeq lists its product as uncharacterized. The transcript has 2 exons. Gene Ontology annotation, molecular function: mannose-ethanolamine phosphotransferase activity. Gene Ontology annotation, cellular component: endoplasmic reticulum membrane. NCBI's taxonomy places the organism in Eukaryota, Apicomplexa, Conoidasida, Eucoccidiorida, Cryptosporidiidae. Gene Ontology annotation, biological process: GPI anchor biosynthetic process. The record is from RefSeq and is a predicted model, not a curated record. Bases 1 to 3042 code for a protein of 1013 amino acids.